This is a messenger RNA of Poecile atricapillus (Black-capped chickadee), 1743 nucleotides long. RefSeq names its product protein FAM83F-like. The coding region runs from base 16 to 1539 and encodes 507 amino acids. The record is from RefSeq and is a predicted model, not a curated record. The transcript has 5 exons. Lineage: Eukaryota; Metazoa; Chordata; Aves; Passeriformes; Paridae.
GGGGCUGCCGGCGGCAUGGCGGAGUCCCAGGUGCUGCUGCUGGACGAGCUGCACGUCAACGAGAAGGUGACAGAGGCCCAGGCCCGCUUCUACUACAGCGAGGAGCAGCGCCGAGCCCUGGAGGCGCUGGUGACCCGCGGCGAGGCCGCGUACCGGGAGGCGCUGAGGAAGGAGCAGCUCCGCGAUUUCCUCUCCGGCCGGGAGCUGCAGGACCUGCGGGGCGGCUGGCGGGGCUACGACGACCCCCGGGAGGGCGGCAAGGUGGCGCGGGGGCCCGGCGGCGAGACCCUCUCGCUGGCCUACUGGCCCGAGUGCUCGGACACCGAGGUGCCCCCGCUGGACCUGGGCUGGACCGACAAGACCUUCUACCGCGGCAUCAGCCGGGUGUCCCUCUUCACGCACCCGCGCAAGGAGGAGAGCGCGCCGCACCUGAAGGAGGUGGUGCGGGAGAUGAUCCAGCAGGCGCAGAAGAUUAUUGCAGUGGUCAUGGAUGUAUUUACAGACCGGGACAUCUUCCGCGAUAUUGUUGAUGCAGCAUAUAAGCGCUGGAUCCCAGUCUAUAUAAUCCUAGAUGAGGAGGGAGUGAAGCUCUUCCUGGAAAUGUGCAGAUGCCUUGACCUCGGUGACUUGCAGAUCCGGAAUAUCCGCAUACGCUCUGUGACAGGAGUUGGGUUCUACAUGCCAUCAGGGAAGAUCAGAGGCACACUGGCAUCCCGAUUCCUGAUGGUGGAUGGUGAAAAGGUGGCCACUGGAUCAUACAGUUUCACAUGGACUUCAUCCCACAUUGACAGAAACAUCCUGCUAGUCUUGACAGGACAGCAUGUGGAGAUGUUUGACAUUGAGUUUCGUGAGCUCUACGCAAUCUCAGAGGAAGUUAAUUUGUACAAGGAACUGGGUAUUGCUAACCCAUUCCUCCAUGGAAUUGGGAAGCCAGGCUUUCAUUCCUCCACCGUGGCUCGGAAGUUCAUUAACCCAAAGUAUGGUUUAGUAGCAGGGGCAACCCGUGGUGAUAUGAUGCUCUGGGCUUCACGGCACAGGCAAGACAAUCAGGGAAACAUGGAGAAGGAGGAAACAAGUGAGUCAAAGAAACGGUUAAACCAGUUCCUGAAUGACUUAGUCACAUUGGAGCAAGUGUUCCCAGAAAUAGAUCCACCUCUGGAGAACUUGAACAAGCUGAAUCGGAGCCCCCAGAAACUGUUGUCCCGGCUCCACAUGGACCUGAAAAAUAAAUCCAAAUCCAGAGAGUCUAUUCGUGACAUAAAGAAAGAAGAUGCACAGACCAAUGCAAAGCAAGGAAAAAGAUUUGCUAGUGGGCUUUUCAGUCGCAAGGCCAAGCGGUCUCCAGGCUCAAGCAUUGAGGCCAAUUCUUUUGCAAGUGAAGGACAUUCAGGAGAAGACCUUGGUAACAUGAAACUGGAGUAUGAGAGGCUCAGCAUUGGCCAUGCUAGUGUUCGGAGCACUGGAGGCAACUCAGGUAACCUGAAUCCAAACUCCACUAUGAGCGAUAAAAACAAACAAUCAACCUGUGUGUUAUCUUGAUUGGGAAGGAUUGUCUGGAGAACUAAAGACUGAAUCACAAGCUGGAACAGUAAUUUCUUGAUUGAUUUUGAACCUACAGCCAUAUCCUCAUGCAGUGGUCUGUAAAGCCACUGCGGGUCCUGGAUGCAUCUGGCACUCCCAGCUAAAGCACAUUCACUGGGUGAUGAGCAGACUUUGGAUAGCUGGUCCCUUAAAUGAGGGUUA